Molecule: messenger RNA, 282 nt
Organism: Colletotrichum truncatum
Lineage: Eukaryota; Fungi; Ascomycota; Sordariomycetes; Glomerellales; Glomerellaceae
Source: RefSeq, a predicted model, not a curated record
AUGACCUUGACCGUUGGCCUUUUGAUUCGGACGGGUUUACAUUUCUGCUCGCAGCCGAUUCUGCGUCGUCAAUUGACGAGUUGCAUAACCAUCCGCUCAUUAGACACCGGGAUACCGACUGUCUUCUCGGUCUGCUCAGCCUGGCACGCGUUUCAGUCUUCCCAAGAGAAUAUCAGUGCCAGUUCUAGGCAAUUCUGGCGCCGAACCGGGCUUCUACCAGCCAAUUCUGGCUCCGCAACAGAUGGCCCUAUGUAUUCUUUUCUUCGAGAACUCUUCGCAUAG